Molecule: messenger RNA, 930 nt
Organism: Prunus armeniaca (apricot)
Lineage: Eukaryota; Viridiplantae; Streptophyta; Magnoliopsida; Rosales; Rosaceae
Source: the annotation of a GenBank genome assembly
AUGAAAGAAGGCAAAGAUGGCUUUAUGGAUGAAAAUAACUCGGUGGCUGAUGGAUUGCUUACUGGUGAGGAGGUUGUUGCUGAUGGUUUAAUUUUUGAGGUUUUGAUCACCAUGGACUUACCUGAGCCUGGAAAGUUGUUCGUGGCUAGACUACCAAAGACGAUUAAUGAAACCAGCAUAAAAGAACACUUCAACAAAUAUGGUGAAGUAAAGGACUGUGUGAUUGUUGUGGACAAAGUUACUCGAAGGGCAAAAGGGUUUGCCUUUGUUACCUUCAUUGACCCAUGCGUGGCUAAGAAAGCAUUGGAAGUAGAGCACUACAUCUUCGGAAGAAAGUUAGAUGUGAAACCUGCUUUACCAAAGAGAGAGAAACUCCAGAACCAAGAGGACGAGCAAGCUAAAGCAUUCUUCAAGACCAAGAAGAUUUUUGUGGGAGGAUUACCACAGAAUCUGACACAAGAAGAAUUCAAGAGCUACUUUGAGAAGUUUGGUACAAUCAUAAAUGGGGUUAUAAUAUAUAUCAAGGAAAGCGGCAAGUCCAGGGGCUUCGGCUUUAUCACUUUUGAUUCAGAGGAGGCUGUGGAUGAAGUCACCAAGGAAACCUAUCAUGAACUGAAUGAUAAAUUUGUGGAGGUGAAGAGGGCUUGGCCUAAGCACAAGAAUGACAACAUGAUCCACACGUUUGACUGCACUGAAGUAGGGUUUAAUUUUGGAGGGUCACAGUGUGAUUAUUAUAGCAAUUUUAUGCUCUAUGGCGCUCAUUGCUUUAGUUGCUUACUUCCUUAUGGAUUUGGGCACCACGAAGGGUGUUUGUAUUAUGGUCAAAGCACAGCUGGUUAUAUCACAUGGCAGCCAAAGAAAGUUCCUACAAACUUUGGAAUGGAGAAGACAAUGCAGACUCAUGCAUGCCCCUAUGAGAAUUCAGUCUAA